AAAAUACGAGUAAUUUAAAGCAACUAUUGUAAAAUAAAUGUAGGAGCUAAGACUAAUAUCUUUUCGUGAUAUUCAUUCCAAAAAAAGGAGAAAGAAAUUGAUGUACGGGGCGACCUUUUACGGCCUCCACAUGACACAAAGGAACAAAGGUUCUCUUUAAUAGUAUUGAAAUAUAUUUAUAUAUUUAAUAUAUUUAUGGAUUCAGCAGAAUAUUGUUUUUUCCUUUUUAUUUCCUUUUUCUAAAAGCAUGUACAUGGUAAACAAUAACUAGUGUGAUUUUUGCCAGUAUGUCAUGUUGAAUUUAAAGAAUACCCCGAUGUCCUUCGACGAAAUUGCCAUCUUAGCCUUCUUCAAAAUGAAUACUUACUGUUACAAGAAUAUCUAAUUAUUAAUCUGUAAACACAUCUAAUCACUGGUUUCCGAUAAUCGGAAAGUCUGUUUCAAGAAGAGGAUUGCGGUAUCUAUAGUGAUCUGGUCAUUUGAUGUUGGCAUCACGCGCUUGUAUUCAUGACUUAUUAUAACAAAAAUCCUAUUACUGUUAGGUCAUUAUGAACCUAACAAAUUUAACUUGAUUUAACAACGCGUUAACUUAACUAUAAUAACAAACAUGACGGUAGACUGUUGUUGGAAAUUAUUUCGUAUUUUUGUACUGUUAGUUUACUGUUUACCUAACGUUAUGAAUUCUGAAUUCAAACUUGGAAUGUUGAGUCCAUUUCGUCAUCCUCGGCUAGGCUGGGAAAACAAUGCUGCGGCAGCCACAAUUGCUGUGGACAAGGCCAAACAGGAGGGCAUUUUAGUUGAGCAUAAUAUCAGUGUGUUAUGGAAAGAUGAUGGAUGUAGUGCCGAGGGAGGGACAGCAGGCACCAUGAUGCUCAAGGACGAAGACGUUGACGUUUACAUCGGACCGCCAUGUUCCAUUUCAACGAAGCCAUCUGGACUUCUUGCAAGGUAUUGGAAUCUGCCUAUGUUCUCUCAAGCGUCAACUGACCCAGCACUGGAAGAUAAAAGCGUCUACAAGACAUUGGUUCGUCUAGGUCCGCCAUUUAAUAAAAUGGGCAAAGCGUUUGUUGAACUGUUCAAACAUUAUAACUGGACACAAGUUGUGAUAAUUUCGAAACGUAAGAGUAGCCAGAGACAUGUUUUCUGUGAUUAUUCCACGAGAUCAGUAGAAACAGCGUUCAGUGAGAAUGAUAUAAAAAUAGUUGAUUUCAUACCAAUAGAGGCUGGUAUAGCAGACGGACAAAUAGAUAUCGUUCUGAGCAGAGCAAGACAGCGGGCUAGGAGUGAGUUAACUAUUUAA
Ruditapes philippinarum (Manila clam) is the source of this 1300-nucleotide messenger RNA. RefSeq names its product receptor-type guanylate cyclase gcy-29-like. Bases 608 to 1300 code for a protein of 230 amino acids. Lineage: Eukaryota; Metazoa; Mollusca; Bivalvia; Venerida; Veneridae. The record is from RefSeq and is a predicted model, not a curated record. The transcript is spliced from 3 exons.